Rattus norvegicus (Norway rat) is the source of this 2266-nucleotide messenger RNA. RefSeq names its product neuronal vesicle trafficking associated 2 (gene Nsg2). The record is from RefSeq and is marked provisional. Gene Ontology annotation, cellular component: early endosome membrane; late endosome membrane; lysosomal lumen. Gene Ontology annotation, molecular function: clathrin light chain binding. The transcript is spliced from 5 exons. The coding region runs from base 141 to 656 and encodes 171 amino acids. Gene Ontology annotation, biological process: clathrin coat assembly. Lineage: Eukaryota; Metazoa; Chordata; Mammalia; Rodentia; Muridae.
CGCGAGGGCUGCUUUUUCGGCACCACGUUCUGGCUGAGGAGGGAGGACUCCUGUUUGUCCUCCUCCUCUACAUAUUGGCUUGACUCUGCUCUGACCCCCACCAGUGCCGCGCAGUCUGGGAAAAAAAAAACAGCAGAAGCAUGGUGAAGCUGAAUGGCAACCCUGGAGAGAAGGGAGCCAAGCCGCCUUCCGUGGAGGACGGCUUCCAGACCGUCCCUCUCAUCACGCCCUUGGAGGUUAAUCAUUUACAGCUGUCUGCUCCCGAGAAGGUGAUUGUGAAGACAAGAACAGAAUACCAGCCGGAACAGAGGAACAAAGGAAAGUUCCGGGUGCCGAAGAUCGCCGAAUUUACGGUCACCAUUCUUGUCAGCCUGGCCCUUGCCUUCCUCGCCUGCAUUGUGUUCCUGGUGGUUUACAAAGCCUUCACCUACGACCACAGCUGUCCUGAAGGAUUUGUCUACAAGCACAAGCGCUGUAUCCCGGCCUCGCUGGACGCUUACUACUCAUCCCAGGACCCCAGCUCCAGGAGCCGCUUCUACACAGUCAUCAGCCACUACAGCGUGGCCAAGCAGAGCACUGCCCGGGCCAUCGGGCCAUGGCUGUCAGCAGCUGCUGUCAUCCACGAGCCCAAGCCACCCAAGACGCAGGGCCAUUAGAGGCCUGCCCCAGCUGGGAUGGGGGGUUGUGGAGAAGGGAAUGCCCCCCGCUAGUUAAGCAAGGCUGGAGCUACAAGACAACACUGUACUGCUGGGGUACGGGGUGGGGGCGGGGCAGGAUGGGGUCUGGGGAGAACUCCCCAAAAAUAUUGUGCACUGGAGUUGUCUGAAUCGAUCUUUCCUUUUGUCCUUUCGUAUUGUUGCUUCGUACCCAAGUCAGGCGCGUGUACAAAGGCAUGUUUCGUGUUGAUUGUUCCCAUGUAAGAUAUUUUCAAAGCCGCCGCUUAUUCUUUGUUAGGGUAAUUUAGAGACAGAAAAGGGAGCCAGAGAAAAAGAAUUAAAAAGCAUGAAACGGGCUCCGUGUGGAAGACACAGCAAGGCAGUAAAGAGCAGAGCCUCUCUGGGGUUUCUUAGAUAAGACGCCAUGGUUUCUGCGUGGGCGUCCGAGUAUCUGUGUGGCAAAGGGUAGGCUGUUCGGUUUGCCUGUGGUCUGCAGGAGAGGAGCACGGCAAGACGGGGAAGGCUGAAUUAGAGAAAAAGGUGAUGUUGGCAUUUCUAAACUAGGAAUGAGCAGAGUACCACUCAGUGGUGAGCUUGCAAGAGUUGCACAAACUCACGGGGGAGGCAUCCACGCUCAGCCCUGGGCAGCCCAUGAGGACCUAGGCUCUGAACGCUCACAGGGCGGCUGUUGUGCCUCAGCAAACAGGCGUGGGUAGAUGUUGUCUUUUUUUUAUUUUUCUAGGUGUCACCCUAGAUGCUGCUGCCCGUGUUUUCAAGAAGGCAGGGGUGGAAAGGGAGAGAAGGAAGAGAGGUGACAAGAUGAAGACGGGUCAGGCGGGCCUCCCUGGGCCCAGCUAAAAGUGUAGGCACCUGGGUUUCACAUUUUUGCUCUUUCCCAACGUGCUAAUGGCAGCAGGAUUCUCUUGACAAUAGACAAUUCUAGCCUGGGAAUCUGACAGCUGGGAAGAAACUUGAAGAUUGGGCUGGCAGUGGUCAUUUCUAAAAGAAGCCGGAGAAAGUGACUUCGUACUCACUUUGUUGUGUUGACAGAGGGCAUUUGUCCAAACUCUCCGGCUAGGUUCUAGAAGCACCUGACAGGGAGGCAUGGCCAGCAUCCUUGGGCUUUCCUAGCACGGGAUAGCAGGGGCCUCUUGCUUCUCACAGGCCUUCCUGGAAAUCCUUUUCUGUGGAGGUGCUGGCUCUAGGCCCAUGAGGAUGAGAACUGGCCAGGAGAGUUGCUCAUUUGAAAUGUGUUACCGUUUCCCAGUGCCUCUCCAACAGGCCGUUUAAGGGUACUUUCUUGUGGCUUGCUCUAUUGCUGAAAUCAUUGUACACAGCAGCUGGGUAAUAGUAGCGUAGCUCAAACCGUCCCGCCAGAUACUCGCAUCUGAUUUCUCCUCCCUCGCCCCUCCCCCCUCCCAUCACCUUGAGUCACCUGUAAAUUCAUCUGUCAUCUGAAACGGAUCAACAAAUCGUCCCUAGCAAAACCACAGAGCGCUUUAUAAUUUUGUGGUGUAUUUUUGUCAGUAGGUAGCAAAGGCUGAAGUAUUUUUUGGUGUAAUUCUUGAAAUUUUCUGACAGGAAAAAAAAAUAAACAUAGAUGUGUCCAA